AUUCCUCAUUCACUAAGAGAGAAAAUAUACGGAGAAUUACACGGUUCACACUUCGGGGUAGUAAAAAUGAAGGCAAUCGCGCGCGAAAGAUUGUGGUUUCCGGGAAUCGACGCGGCGCUCGAGCGGUUGGCAGCCGCGUGUAGCGUGUGCGCGCAACUGCGACCCGCGCCUCCCCGCGCGCCUCCCUCGCCGUGGCCGUAUCCGCCGCAUGCAUUCUAUAGAAUUCAUUUGGAUUUUCUUGGACCGUUUCAUAACCAGAUGUUUUUAGUUAUAGUUGAUGCAUUUUCCAAGUGGGUCGAAUGUUACACUGUUAGUACAUCAUAUGGAUCAAAAACCGUUAUAAGUAAAUUAUGUGAUUUUAUGUCUAGAACAGGGGUGCCGCACACGUUGGUGACGGACAAUGGCACUUCCUUCACGUCUAGGGAGUUUGUAAAUUUUUGCAAUAUAAACGGUAUUCAACAUGUAUUAUCGCCGGCAUAUCAUCCGUCAAGUAACGGCCAAGCCGAAAGUUUCGUAAAAAUAAUAAAGAAAGGUUUAAAAACCAUAAUUUUGCAAGGUAACACUAAAAUACCUCUUCAAGAAAAAAUUGCUAAGUUUUUAUUUGAUUAUAGAAACUCCAAAAAUAGUACCACAGGUAAAUCUCCGGCGGAAGUGUUGUAUGGUCGACCUUUGCGUUCACGUUUGGACUUGAUUAAUCCCUUGCAAGUCGCUUCGACAUCCACUGAUCUUUCGUUGACCGUAAGGAAAAAUCAGUCCUUACAGAGUAAUCAUAAGGGAGGAAGGAAAAGACCAAAAUUUAAGAUAAAUGAGGUUGUUUGGAUUAAGCGAUUUUUAGGAAACGACAAAUAUUGUUGGGUUCAAGGCAUAAUUAAGGAAGAGAUUGGGAAUGUCAUGUAUUCGGUGUAUAUAUCGGAACUAAACUGCAGGGUUAUUCGACACAUCGACCAGAUCAGACGGUUUCGAGCUGAAGACGAUGAUGAGGUACCAAACAAAACAAAUGAUUGGCACUCGGACAUAGAAACAGACGACAGCAGCUUAUUGCCGCAGCCGGAACCUACAGGCGCAUCGGGAGAGACUAUAGUUCCCGUAGGCCCACAAUCACCAACAUCUGCGGAAGAGGCUCAUAUUGGAGAAAGGGAAGGUACUAGUGUUGUGCCAUUAGCCUCACAGUCGCAGUCUACACCAGUUCAUUCUAGAUUAAUGAAUCUCGACCCACCAGCACCACCUGACACAGUGGAAAGUAGUGAGGAUGUUUUAGAACCUGACCAGCAAAAGCAAAGAUCCAAACGCCGCGUUAGGCCUGUUAAAUGA
Messenger RNA from Helicoverpa armigera (cotton bollworm), 1311 nucleotides. RefSeq lists its product as uncharacterized. The annotation marks the transcript as partial. The transcript has a single exon. NCBI's taxonomy places the organism in Eukaryota, Metazoa, Arthropoda, Insecta, Lepidoptera, Noctuidae. The record is from RefSeq and is a predicted model, not a curated record. Gene Ontology annotation, molecular function: nucleic acid binding. Gene Ontology annotation, biological process: DNA integration.